CCGCGAAUUAAACUCCUUUAUCAAGAAUCAUCGUGGCGUUCGUUUACAAGCCGUCCCGUUUCACCCCCGUAUGAAUAUACGGUAUAUAUAAAGGCUGAAGUAGUGCCAAAGAAACGUUUAUAACGAUUUUUCUACCUUUAGUACCUUCAUUGUGGCAGAGGCACUCAAAGUAUGGGAGAGGUGAUCGAUUGUAAUUUUCCUGUGUGGGGCCUCUUGCCGAAAAAAGAAACCGGUGUCAAUCAGUUUCUCAUAAAAUAUCCUGAAUAUGAUGGAAGAGGUACCGUUAUUGCUAUUUUUGAUUCUGGAAUUGAUCCUGGAGCUCCAGGUUUGCAGGUGACAAGCGAUGGGAAACCAAAAAUCCUAGCACGUUUUGAUUGUAGUGGUGACGGUGAUGUUGAUACAAGUACUGUUGUUCAAUCAGAUGAAGGAUAUAUUACAGGUCUAACUGGUCGUAAAUUGAAGAUUCCAUUUGACUGGACAAAUCCAACAGGAAAUUAUCAUAUUGGAGUUAAAGAAGCUUAUCGUCUAUAUCCAACAAAACUUCGAGAAAAAAUUUCAGCGGAAAGAAAGAAGAAAUUCUGGGAUGAUGGUCACAAAGCUGCCCUUGCCGAAGCUACUCGAAAACUUCAGGAAUUCGAGGCAAAAACUCCAAAUCCAACCAGUAUACAGGAUAAAUUAACAAAAGAGGAAUUAGAAGCAAGAGUAGAGGUCUUGCAAAAUGGAGAAAAAAAAUAUAAUGACGUUGGACCCACAUACGACUGUGUUGUCUAUCACGAUGGCGAAAAUUGGAGGGCAUGCAUUGAUACAUCGGAAGAAGGUAACUUGGAGGAAGGGAUUCAUCUUGGAGAAUACUCGAUCACUCAUGAAUAUGCUCCAUUAACUCAACAAGAUCAAUUGAAUAUAUCCAUUAAUAUUCACGAUGAAGGAAAUAUUUUAGAAAUCGUUGGAGUAUGUGCAAGCCAUGGUACGCAUGUAGCAUCAAUUGCUGCAGCUAAUUUUCCAGACAACAAAGAAUUAAAUGGAGUAGCUCCAGGUGCACAAAUUAUUUCAUUGACAAUUGGUGAUAAUCGUAUUGAUCCAAUGGAAACAGGAACAGCUUUAGUCCGAGCAAUGAUUUGGAUCAUGCAAAAAAAUUACAAAGUCCACGUUAUUAAUAUGAGUUAUGGAGAACAAGUACAUUGGAGCAACUCUGGACGUAUUUUUGAUUUGAUGAAUGAGGUUAUUGAUAAGUAUGGAGUGACCUGGAUUGCAGCAGCAGGCAAUUUUGGACCGGCUUUAUGUACGAUUGGAGCACCACCGGAUAUUAAUUCGACAAACAUUAUCAGUGUUGGCGCUUAUGUAUCACCCGAUAUGAUGGUAGCAGAAUAUUCAUUACGAGAAAAAAUGCCAGGGAUGCCCUAUACAUGGUCGUCACGUGGUCCGAUGAUAGAUGGAGGUGCUGGUAUCACUGUUUGUGCACCAGGAGGUGCUAUCACAAGUGUACCUAAUUUUACAUUGAGAAAAAGUCAAUUGAUGAAUGGUACCAGUAUGGCUAGCCCACAUGUAGCUGGAGCAGUCGCUCUUCUUAUUUCUGGUCUAGAGAAAAAAGGCUGCCCUUAUUCACCUUACAGCAUUAAAAGAGCAUUGGAGAAUAGUGCAUUAUAUAUAGAAAAUCUAGAUUUAUUUGCUCAAGGAGCGGGUCUUCUUCAAGUUGAAAAAGCUUUCGAGAAUCUCGUUGCUAAUUGCCAAGCUGUCGAAAGAGAUGUCAGAUUUGCAAUCAAUUGUGGUGUAAACAACUCCAAGGGCAUUCACUUGAGGUCUGGCGUAAUUGAUAGACCGAAAGAUUGUGCUGUCACUAUUGAGCCGAUUUUUCUUGAUACUGAUAAUGUUGAUCCAUCUCGUAAAAUUAAUUUUAAUUUGCGAUUAUCGCUAGUUUGUGAAGCUCCAUGGGUACAAUAUCCAUCUCACUUUGAACUGAUGCAUAUGUCACGUGCCUUUACAGUGCGAGUAGAUGCAGUUAAACUAUCGGAAGGAGUUCAUUGUACUAACAUUCGAGCUUAUGAUGUGGAGAAUAUUGAGAAAGGUCCUGUAUUUACUAUACCUAUUACGGUCGUUCAACCUCAAGUUAUUCCAAAAUCGAUGAACUUGCCAGAUUUUCAUUACUCACAUGUACUCUUCAAGCCUAAUACAAUUGUUAGACAUUUUAUUUUGGUUCCUGAUGAUGCUACGUGGGCGGUAUUAAAAAUCAAAAGCACUGAAAAAGAAAAGACUGGAAGAUUUGCUAUUCAAACAGUUCAGUUAAAGCCUCGCUUGGCCUGUCGUACUCUUCACACUAAUAAAAUGGUCAAUAUUACAUCGCAAUCAGAAACCGUCCAAGGAUUUGCAGUUCAAGGUGGUCUUAUUAUUGAAAUUGUAGUUGCAAAAUACUGGGCUAAUCUUGGUGAAAUUUAUGUUGAUUACGAUAUUGAAUUUCACGGUAUUCAUGUAAUUGAUGGUAGUCUCAUAAUGCAAUCUGGAGAUGGUAUUCAUCGAAUGGAAUUACGAAGUUCAUUAAGGAACGAAGAAAUUGUUCCAAGUAUUACACUGAAAAAUAUAGUUCAAAUUUUGAGACCAACAGAUUCUAAAAUAUCGCCACUCGGUGCCCGAGAUGUUAUUCCUCCUGCUCGACAAAUUUAUGAGUUGCAAUUGACGUACACAUUCCACAUCGCAAAGGCAACAGAGGUAACUCCUAAUGCUGCUUUUCUUAGUGAUUUACUUUACGAAAGUGAAUAUGAAAGUCAACUGUGGAUGCUCUACGAUUGCAAUAAACAUCUUAUAUUCUGCGGUGAUGCUUUUCCAUGGAAGUACACAGUUAAAAAGUUAGAAAAGGGAGAUUACACUUUGAAAAUGCAUGUGCGUCAUGAAAAGAAAGAUUUAUUAGAACGAUUAACAGAUAUGGCAGUGUUGCUAAGCCAAAAACUUAGUUCAACAAUAAAUCUAGACGUUUAUGCUAAUCAUUCUCAAGCAAUCAUUGGCGGGAAAAAAAUGGUAGCAGCUACAGUCCCACCUGGGCAUACUCUUCCUGUUUAUAUUGCACCAAUGAACAAUGAAACUAAAAUAUCGAAAGGUGCAACUUUAGGAACUUAUCUCCAAGGAUCAGUAACUUUCUGCAAAGAUGAAGCGAGAAAGAAAGUUGAUUGUUAUACUUUCAAAUACGUGUUGACCGAGCCCGUUAAGAAAAGUCCUCCUGCAAAGCCUGAUGAUGAAAAAGUGACAAAGUGGGAUGAAUAUCAGGACACACUUCGAGAUAUAAAAUGCACGUGGCUAUCUAAACUUGAAGCAACAGAGCACGCGACUGCUCUCUACAAUGAGCUGAGAACAUCUUAUCCAGAUCAUUUACCAGUUCACACAGCCAUGUUAAUAUCUCUCGACUCAACAGAAGCACGACGCAUUCUUCCCCAUGACGAUCUCACUGAAACUGCCAUUAACUUUGCGGAUCAAAUGGUUGAUGUAGCUGAUAAAGUAAUAUCUGCAAUUGAUCAAGAAAAAAUAUUAGCCUUCUAUGGCAUGAAGCAUGAUCAAAGACCUGAUGCCUUGAAAAUCAAAAAUACAAUAGAUAAACAGAAAAAUUAUUUAAUUGAAGCAUUAGUAAAAAAAGGCUGUGCAUAUGCAAGAUUAUACAUACAUGCAAGAAAACGAGGAGAGACAGAAGCUUCAAUGCAUUUGUCUACUGUGACACAAAUUUGGAACGACGUUCAAAAGUUCACAGAAGCAACGGAUAGUAAAGUUUUAAUUCUUUCACUUUGGCAUGCACAUAUUAAUAAACAUUAUGGACGUUAUUUAAAAUUAUUGACUCGCUACUAUGAAGAUAAACCAAUAAAAGACAUUGACGAGAGGUUUGUAGAAAUUGCAAGGACGUUAGGCUGGAAUCAUUGGGCUCGUCAUAUAUCAUCCAGUUUACCAACUCGUUAUCCUAAAUCAUACAAACCAUUUUAAAAUGUGAUUUAAUGUUGGAAAUUUAAACUUUUAAAAAAUUUUUGUCGGUGAGUGUAGUGACAAAGUUACAGCGUUUUUACACUCAUGAUUUUUAUGAAAUUAUUCCCGACAAUGUGCUAAUUGUGUAAGCUCAGAUAUAACUCAAAUUUUAUAAGAAUUUUACAAUUAUCAAUUGUGUCUCUCGUGAUAUUGAUAGAAGUAUAUGGCAAUCACUUUUUACUGCCUUUUUAAAAA
Chelonus insularis is the source of this 4188-nucleotide messenger RNA. RefSeq names its product Tripeptidyl-peptidase II (gene TppII). Bases 172 to 3954 code for a protein of 1260 amino acids. The record is from RefSeq and is a predicted model, not a curated record. Gene Ontology annotation, molecular function: serine-type endopeptidase activity; tripeptidyl-peptidase activity. Lineage: Eukaryota; Metazoa; Arthropoda; Insecta; Hymenoptera; Braconidae. The transcript is spliced from 10 exons. Gene Ontology annotation, cellular component: cytosol. Gene Ontology annotation, biological process: proteolysis.